UCACAAUUAAAUGUUAAUUUGAGACAUAAAUAGAAGAUUUGACUUUAGAUAAGUAAGUCCAUAAAUAAAAACAUCAUUAAUGAAAUGGUUAAUGAAAUACGUAUAUAAACAACAAUAAGCUACAAUAAUAUACAGCAUUGUCUUCCUCCUCUGGUCGUCUUCUUCCUUAAACAGACACAGACCUUGAGCUACACUACACACAGAGAAGUAGCAUUCUCAAGUGUUUUUACGUACGAUGCUUUGGAUUACAGAGUUCUCCGGCUUCUUCGCCGCUGCUUUAGCGGUGAUCCUCCUCUCCCCCUCACUUCAGUCCUUUUCUCCGGCGGCGGCGAUCCGAUCAUCCCAUCUCGACGCCUACUUCAGACCAUCACCAUCACCCUCAGAUCACUCCCUCGACAACUUCUCAUACAGAGAAUCUCCGAUACUCCGCAACGCCGCCGAAUGCAGAUUCUCCGGCGGCGAUUCCGGCGUCUGCAACCCUUCUUACGUCCACGUGGCAAUCACUCUAGACUUCGUCUACCUUCGCGGCUCAGUCGCCGCCGUGAACUCCGUCCUCCAACACUCGACUUGCCCGGAGAGCAUCUUCUUCCACUUCCUCGUCUCCGAGUCCGAGACGAGCCUCGAAUCCGUAAUCCGAUCAACGUUCCCGAAGCUCAAUCUCAAGAUUUACUAUUUUGCCCCUGAGAGGGUACAGUCUCUGAUCUCUUCCUCCGUGAGGCAAGCGCUCGAGCAGCCGCUGAACUACGCGAGGAACUACCUCGCUGAGCUGCUGGAGCCUUGCGUCGACCGGGUCAUCUACCUAGAUUCGGAUAUCGUCGUCAUCGACGAUAUCCUGAAUCUAUGGAAAACGGGUCUAGGCCCGAGCACGAUCGGGGCUCCAGAGUAUUGCCACGCGAACUUCACGAGCUACUUCAACGGAGCCUUCUGGUUCGACGAGAGGUAUAACGAGACGUUCAAAGGGAGGAAGCCUUGCUACUUCAACACGGGAGUGAUGGUGAUGGAUAUGGAGAAAUGGAGACGGUUCGGGUACACGGAGACGAUCGAGAAGUGGAUGGAGAUUCAGAAGGCCGAGAGGAUUUACGAGCUGGGCUCUCUCCCUGCGUAUCUGUUGGUGUUUGCCGGUCACGUUGCUCCGAUUUCGCAUCGGUGGAAUCAGCAUGGGCUCGGUGGGGAUAAGGUUAAAGGUAGCUGCCGUGAUAUGCAUGAGGGACCGGUGAGUUUGCUACAUUGGUCUGGUAGUGGCAAGCCAUGGUCUAGGAUUGAUGCGAAGCAUCCGUGUCCUUUGGAUUCAUUGUGGGAACCUUAUGACUUGUAUAAACGUUCGGAUUAACGUCAAUGCUUGACCUAUUCGCGCGGUAAACUCUGUUCAAAUGCACUGACGUUUGUCCCAUCGACGCUGGUUUUUAGUGUACUGGCGACUAAAUAUAUUUUUAUGUUAGAGAAAUAAAUAAAUAUUUUGAAUUGUUUGAAAAAUAGUUGCCUAUGUCUUCUUUAUUCAAUAAUUUAAUUGUUUUUUCUUCA
This is a messenger RNA of Brassica rapa (field mustard), 1521 nucleotides long. RefSeq names its product probable galacturonosyltransferase-like 5. NCBI's taxonomy places the organism in Eukaryota, Viridiplantae, Streptophyta, Magnoliopsida, Brassicales, Brassicaceae. Gene Ontology annotation, cellular component: Golgi apparatus. The record is from RefSeq and is a predicted model, not a curated record. Gene Ontology annotation, molecular function: glycosyltransferase activity.